Leucoraja erinaceus (little skate) is the source of this 2037-nucleotide messenger RNA. RefSeq names its product gsg1-like (gene gsg1l). Gene Ontology annotation, cellular component: plasma membrane. Lineage: Eukaryota; Metazoa; Chordata; Chondrichthyes; Rajiformes; Rajidae. Bases 590 to 1504 code for a protein of 304 amino acids. The record is from RefSeq and is a predicted model, not a curated record. The transcript has 6 exons.
GUUUAUCUUCGCUCAGUUGCCCGUCUCCGAGGCGGGGUCUUGGGCGACGCAAGGGUGGAUGAAUCCCGAUGUGAACCAAAGUGCAGAGGGAAAGCCGUCAACGCAGUGGCAAGCGAGCAAACCCCGUUCCUUCCAGCAGGGCAAGCGACGUGGCACAUAAUGAACAGCGUGGCGAAAUUUGGAGAGAGUUGGUGACACUACAGGUAUCUGUCAAAGGAAGGCGGCGGCAGCAACAGCAGCGACAGUAAGCAGCAGCAGCAUUAGCAGCAGCAGCAGCAGCAGCAGCAGCAAUCUCGAUGCACCAUGAGUUUCGCCGAAGAUGUUGCUGAGACGAGAGGCAGCCUUUCCCCGUCCGCUACCCACAUUAUCCAGUACUUGCCCGCACACCAUCACCGCACAAUGGGCACAUUGCAGAAGGACAUAGAAGAGGGAGCCCAGCUUUGAGGCAAGCAUUUUACACGAUCCUUCGCUGCGUUUCAAUGCAGACCUGAAACCCCAGCUGUGUGUGCAUUGUCAGUGAAGACUCGCUCUCCAAACCUGAAAGAGAGCGAGAUAUAUAUAUAGAGAGAGAGAGAUACUUCAUGGUACAAUGAAAACCACCAGGAAAUGUAGAGCCUUGCUGGCGGUGGGUUUAAACUUAGUGGCUCUCUUCUUCUCCACGACUGCUUUCAUCACAACCUACUGGUGCGAGGGCACUCAGAAAGUGCCCAAACCAAACUGUAACAAGGUCACCAAAUUAAACUGCAUCAACCUUAACGGCAGCGGAGCGGUGAACAGCUCCAAUUCCAACCUGCCCCAAUACAGCUGGGAUACCGGGGACGACAAGUUUUUCUUUCGCUACUUCCACACCGGCAUUUGGUACUCCUGUGAAGAGAACAUAAACGGCAUCGGUGAAGAGUGCCGGAAUUUUAUUGAUUUGGCUCCUGCAUCUGAGAGAAGUGUUCUCUGGUUGGCACUCAUCUCCGAAGUUUUAUAUAUCGUGCUCUUAGUAGUUGGGUUCAGCCUGAUGUGCCUGGAGCUCUUCCAUUCGAGCAACAUGAUUGAUGGCCUCAAACUGAACGCGUUUGCUGCAGUCUUCACCGUUCUUUCAGGACUUCUAGGAAUGGUGGCUCAUGUGAUGUACACGCAGGUGUUCCAGGUGACAGUGAGUCUUGGACCUGAGGACUGGAGACCACACUCCUGGGACUAUGGGUGGUCAUUCUGUCUCGCAUGGGGAUCCUUCACCUGUUGCAUGGCAGCCUCGGUCACCACGCUGAACUCCUACACCAAGACGGUCAUCGAGUUCAGGCACAAGCGCAAACUCUACGAGCAAAGCCUUCGAGAAGAGCAGAUGUUCAUCGAUCACGAGGCCAUCAACUACUUCCGAGAGAGGUCCCUCCAGUCAAUCUCCAGCUCGGUGGAGGUCUUUGCGGACCCCAUCACUCACACAAGUAAAUCGCUGAUGCAGGGCACAUCAAUGGACUUGAGUGAAAUCCCAGAGGUACUGGGAGAGGACCAGUGUUAAACACCAUCUGAUGCUGAAGCCUGAGAGACAAUAUCUCUGCUCUAAACUCCCACCUGUAGACCAAGUAAACGUAAAGGUUAGACUGCACUAUCCCCUUUGUCAGUGUACAUCAGCUGUAUUGAUGUUUAAAAUGCGUUGAUGAGCGGGAAAUAAUAAAACAAUACAUCAAUAUAGAAUGCGUACAAUAACGAUUUUUAUAUUUUUAAUAAGGUUGUAUAAUAUAUUAUUGUAAUGUAAACUUAUUUAUUUUCAACCAAAUGUAUCAAUAUAUGUCCUGGACCAUAUGCAUAUGUAUUUAAUGCCCAUCAUUCCUUGUCUAUCCUAAAUAAACAUCUAAUCUUCUUUAUUCCCUUUGUUCACUUGAUGAUUAAAUGCUGAAGUUUUUUCUCGAGAUUGAUUUUAAUCUUCAUUAUAAUUGGAGGCACUAAUGCAUCAUCAAGGUACAAUUGUUUGUUAACGUUUUAAUUCCAGUUGCUCAAUCAGUUCUUCCAUCAAAUUGAUAAAUGAUCCUGUGUGGUUUAGUUUAGUUUAGA